CGGAGCGGGAUCAGAGUGCGGUUCAGAGGAUCAGGAUCUAGACUAAGUUUGUUUCUUUGCUCUCCUUUCUCUCUCUUAAUACCCCCUUCGCUCUUACCUGAGAGACAGAACCCCACUUACAGAGAUACUAGCUGCACUACCCAACCCAAACCACUGACAUGGCAACUGCAAGCUCCUCUGGACUGUCUAGCCUGGGAAGGAAAAAGAAGUCCCCUGGCCUUAUGGAUCAAAUUGGGAACUUCUUUGGAGGGGACAAGAAGAGGAAGAGCAAGGGUUCCUUCCGUGGCCUGUCCUCCUCUCCUGCCAGACCUGCCAAGGCAGCCCCUAAGGGAGGAGAGAACGCUGUUGUACGCCUCUUCAGAACGAUCGUGUCCCCUGCCCCUCCUAAGUCUAGGUGGACGGCAAUGACUGCGAAACUAGGCCUGGCGUCUCAGAAGUCAACAGGAUCCGCUAAGGCAAAGAAGGCCGGUGCAGGAGACAGCGGAACCCUGUCCAAGAUCUUCAAAAUGGGCACAAGCCGGACUGGGUCUCUACCCAAAAAAUGAGGUCCCCUUUCAAGAGCACAAAGGCAGAUGUCAAGAAAAGGGACGCAAGUGGAGGAAAACAAAGAAGAUACAAGAACAGAUCUUUGUCGACUCACACACCUCUUCUCCCUGCUUUUCUAACACUUUCAUUUUAUAACUCAAAUGCCUCCCCCACUGCACCCGGCUGGUAGAUAUAGCGACACAAUCUGUGCCUCCCCCCACCCCACCCCACCCCUGCUCCACCCUCCUGUGCAACCAUCUUGGAUGUGAACUGUUGCUGAAGUCAUCCGGACCCCCUCUUACAGCCUAAAGGACCCCUGUCAUAGCUUUACAGUAUCUGUGUCUUCAUUUCUAUUUCUCUGUCUGUCUGUCUGUAUAGUCGUUUAACAAGGCUGGCUAACUGGACCAGACCUGGCUGAAGUAGCUUAGGUCCAAUUGACCUGGCCCUGACCGCUUGUGGUUGUGGAAGUAUGACCAGGUCUGGUUCUGGUUCAGAAACUAGUGAUUAUCUGUCGUGUCAUGCUCGUCUUUGCACCCCCCCCCACACUCUUCCAUUUCUGUACAUCCUGACAUGAAUUCAUAGCUAAGCAUAGUCUUACUCAGUUGGUCAUGUGUUUGUAUGUCUCCCCUCCUGUAUCAUCAGUGUAAGUGUCCUGUCUUAAGUGUUGCUGUCUUUCCAUGUUUUUACAUUAGGGUCUAUGGCUGGCUGUGAUCUUCGGUGGUAAAAUGACAUCGAGCUACUGAAAGCUGUUAACCUACUAAAAGUCUCUUGUCUGUAGUAUCCACUGAAUUGUAGACGUUAAUGGAUGAUAUCAUUUCUAAUGUUGUUUUCAUUUGAUUUCCAGUACAUGGAUUAAGACACUAAUGGGAGUUUCCCCAUCCAGACACAACUGGGAUUCGUCUAAAGUGCACUGUUUUGACCGUUGAAAAGCCAGACACUGACUGCUCUGAAACCAAGCUCACGCUGGACCUGCUACAAAGCAUGGCAUUUCCAACGGGGGGACAGAUUCAGACCCUUCCCCCAUUAGUGUAGUCUAGAUUCUGUAGUCUUCUCUGUCUUAAGUAUCUCUUGCUUUAUAUAUCUAUCAAAGCACUGCACACAAUAUGAAUACAAAAACAGCUAGCUAAGCAAUGCCAUUUCUGACUGCCAAAAACAAUGUGGUGUGUUUACUCUGUGUGGAUAUUAAAAGACCAACACUGUCAUAAAGGUGCUCGUUAUUUAACCGUGUAAAAGCAUAAACGUUAUUUAAACAAAAGAUACAUGGAUAUAGAGGACGUGGAGUUUGUCGACCAAGGCACGAGCGACAAACUGCUUAUUACUGUCCAAUACCCCCCCACACCAGUGUCUUUCCUCAAUUUGUUUAAAAACAAACGUGUGUCAUCUGUAGCAUUACUCUGCCUGCCCCCGUCGCCCCUCCCCCAUGUCUUAAAGUGUGCGCACGUUUUUGUAUGGGUCCUGUGAAUGAAUGUAAAUUAAACUCUUGAGACCCUCAUUGUUGUAUCUGUAAUAAAAAAAAUGUACGAUCAGCCACUUAACUAGAAGAAAUAAAUAAAGCAAUUAAAAAUCAUAAAACCGUUA
Messenger RNA from Oncorhynchus keta (chum salmon), 2103 nucleotides. Its product is annotated as myelin basic protein-like. Gene Ontology annotation, molecular function: structural constituent of myelin sheath. The coding region runs from base 159 to 545 and encodes 128 amino acids. The record is from RefSeq and is a predicted model, not a curated record. The transcript has 6 exons. Lineage: Eukaryota; Metazoa; Chordata; Actinopteri; Salmoniformes; Salmonidae.